AUGUUCUAUUCCGAGACUCUCCUGUCAAAGACGGGGCCCUUGGCCCGCGUCUGGCUGUCCGCCAACAUUGAGCGCAAAUUGUCCAAGUCGCAUAUUCUGCAGUCCGAUAUUGAGGGCAGUGUCAGCGCCAUUGUUGAUCAGGGCCAGGCUCCCAUGGCCCUGCGACUGAGUGGUCAGCUGCUACUGGGUGUCGUUCGCAUUUACAGCCGUAAAGCGCGUUAUCUGCUCGACGAUUGUAACGAAGCUUUGAUGAAGAUCAAAAUGGCAUUCCGCCUUACAAAUAAUAACGAUUUGACAACAACUGUGGUCGCGCCGGGUGGUAUUACUCUCCCCGAUGUGCUGACCGAGUCCGACCUUUUUACCAACCUUGAUACUUCGCUUCUGUUCCCGCAAAACCUCAACCUGGAGUCAGAUGGCAAGCAUUCCGCUGGUAAGGAUUUUGCCAGCAGCCAGUUCGUCCCUGACAGCAGCUACCGUCGCUCAGUGUCCCAAGAACCUGCCCGCCUUGAAGACCACACCCUCGUCGACCUGGAUUUGGGUGAAGAUGAGCUCCCCCUUGGCAUGGAUAGGUCUAUGGAAAUUGGUCGAGACGCUCCCCCAGCUCGCCCAUUGGAAGACGAUUACAUCAACGACUCUGGAAAGCUUAUUGAUAACGACCUGGAACUCGAUUUUGGCGAUGACGAUGCCCCGCUUGAUAAGAUGGACAUGGGUGGCGAUACCCACGACAACAUCGACAACCUUCUGCAAGAUGAUGGAAUGGACCUCGGUGAUGAUGAUUUCGGUGGUGAAACCCCACGUCCCGCCGAAAACCGCGUCCGCAACUCAGAGAGCCCUCUCUCCGAUGCUGGCUCUGCCCAGAUGCACCAGCUUGAGGAAGAAUUCAACCAUGAUACCACUGCCGAGCCCGAGACUGGUAAACAGACGCAGCGAGCUAAGCGCCAAAAGGUUCUAGAACCUAUCAAGAUGGACAAGGAAAUUAACUACUCGACUGCCGAAGUCCGUGCGCUGCAAACUGAUCGCUCUGCCAUUACCAAUCCCCCUGCCUACCUUCCCCGUGACCCUGUCUUCCUCACCCUUAUCAACCGUCAGCAGAAUGGCGAGUUCGUCUCAGGCAUUUUUGGUGAGGAGAGCCACCGUGGCUGGGCCCCUGAAAUCCGUGGUCUGUUGUCACUUGACUCCGUUAAGAAGGCCGGUGAGCUCAAGCGCAAGCGCGACAGCGGCAUCUCCGACAUGGACCUAGCCGGUGCUGACGUUCCCGCCCUGGAACUCGGUGAUGAUGAGGCUCUUGUUGCCGACGAUGAGGGCAUCGCUCUCGACACUACCCUAAACCAGCACCCUGAGAUUGACUUCCCGGGUGACGCCAGCCACUCGGAGCUGCAAUUCAACGAUGACGAUGGCAUGAACCACUCCGUCGAUGAUCUCGAUGACACCAUUCGUCCCGUCGACAAUGAGCCCGUCUCCAUGGGCACCAAGCACGCCGUCCACAUCCUCCGCGAGCGCCUCGGCGAUUCCGAACAGAAGAAGAGCGUCCUCUUCCAGGACAUGCUCCCAGAGCAGCGAUCCAGCAAGGCCGACGCCACCAAGAUGUUCUUCGAGGUCCUGGUGCUGGCCACGAAGGAUGCUGUCAAGGUGGACCAGGGUUCCAAGUCCCUUGGCUCCGCACUGAAGAUCGGCGGCAAGCAGAACCUAUGGGGCUCGUGGGCCGAGGAGAAUGCUGCGGCUAGCCAGCUGGCCCAAGUCCUGUAA
Penicillium waksmanii is the source of this 1746-nucleotide messenger RNA. RefSeq names its product kleisin alpha. The record is from RefSeq and is a predicted model, not a curated record. The transcript is spliced from 2 exons. Lineage: Eukaryota; Fungi; Ascomycota; Eurotiomycetes; Eurotiales; Aspergillaceae. The coding region runs from base 1 to 1746 and encodes 581 amino acids. Gene Ontology annotation, biological process: synaptonemal complex assembly; mitotic sister chromatid cohesion; replication-born double-strand break repair via sister chromatid exchange. Gene Ontology annotation, cellular component: cohesin complex; synaptonemal complex. Gene Ontology annotation, molecular function: protein binding; chromatin binding.